AUGGCCACAAACUUUUCCAAGAACGCUGAGGAGAGACCAGAGCCUGUUUCAGCAGAUGUAAAAGGGAAUAUUCCCAGCUGGCUGCAAGGCACCCUGCUGCGUAAUGGCCCGGGCAUCUUCUCUGUGGGGGACACCAGCUACGACCACUGGUUCGAUGGGAUGGCCAUCAUGCACAGCUUCACCUUUAAAGACGGUGAAGUGACCCACAGGAGCAGAUUCCUCCGAAGUGACACCUAUAAAGCUAAUAUGGCUGCAAACAGGAUAGUGGUGUCUGAAAUGGGGACGAUGGCAUACCCAGACCCAAGCAAGAACUUCAUUGUCAAGGCAAUUACCUUCCUCAACCACACUGUGCCCGACUUCACUGACAACGGCGGGAGCAAUUUCAUUAAGUAUGGAAACGACUACUACGCCACCUCUGAAACCAACUACAUCCGCAAGAUUGAUCCUGUGACUCUGGAAACUCAGGACAAGGUGGACUACAUGAAGUACUUGCCGGUUAACAUGUCUUCGUCCCAUCCACACUACGACAAAGAGGGCAACGCCUACAACAUUGGAACUUCAAUAGCAGAAAAGGGCAAGACUAAAUAUAUGCUGUUCAAAGUCCCUGCUGUGACAAAGAAAGACAAAGACAAGAAUGUCCCCGCGCUGAAGAACGUGGAGGUGGUCUGCGCAAUCCCCUGCCGCACGCUGCUCACGCCCAGCUACUGCCACAGCUUUGGCAUGACGGAAAACUACUUGGUCUUCAUCGAGCAGCCUCUCAAGCUGGACAUCCUCAAGAUGGCCACUGCAUACAUGAGGGGGGUCAACUGGGCGAGCUGCCUGAAGUUCUGCCCUGAGGAAACUACUCUGAUCCACUUGAUAGACAGAAAGACUGGAAAACUGGUCGAGACAAAGUACUCCACCGGAGCAAUGAUCGUCUACCAUCACGUAAAUGCCUUUGAGGAUGACGGUCACGUGAUCCUUGACGUCAUCGCCUACAAGGACAACAGCCUUUAUGACAUGUUCUACUUGAGCAAGCUGAAGGAGAACACCAAGGCCCUUGAUGAUACCUACUCCAAACCAAGCUACAAAAGAUUUGCACUCCCCAUCCACACAGACAAGGGCGCUGCAGUUGGAGAGAACCUGGUGAAGCUCAAAUACACGACGGCCAGCGCUGUGAAGGAGAAAGAAGGCAAACUAAAGUGCCAGGCAGAGGUGCUCUGUGAAGGUUUAGAAUUACCCAGAAUUAAUUAUGACAUCAACAGCAAGAGGCACCGAUUUGUCUACGGGAACUGUGUGGAGGAGUCCGCGCUGUCAAAACAGAUUGUGAAGUUUGACACAGAAACCAAGGAAAUGGUUUACUGGAAUGAGGACAACUGCUUUCCAUCAGAGCCUAUUUUCAUCCCCAAACCAAAUGGAGAGUCGGAGGAUGAUGGUGUGGUCUUAACAUCAGUAAUCAACUCCAACCCUGGCCAGUGUUGUUUCAUUCUGAUUCUGGAUGGCAGAACCUUCAAAGAGGUAGCUCGAGGAUACGUGAAUGCUGAGCUGCACAAGGAUGUGCAUGGAUUUUUUAUCCCACAGGGAAAUUAGCCAGUUGUGUAUUUGUCCAAUCUUCCAAAAUUUGCUGUAUGGCACAGGAAUCUAUCUGAACAUUCAUUUUAAUUUCAGCUUUUUUCCCGGUAUGUUUAUCAAGAAACAUGCACAUUUAUAGAUUCUGUGUGGGUCAAAUUGUUGCAAGCUUGUAUUUAUACAUCACUUUUAUGUAGUCCACAUUAUUCAACUGUACUGCCAUUGCUCACAUUAUUUUCCUGUACUGCUAUGACCAUUAUUGAACUGCUUCAUUGAAUAAAUAUGUAUUCCAACUCUUUGGUUAGACAAGAUAAUAAGAGUGAUUCCAACACUCCAAUUUUGGGAGGUGUCAUUGCAAGCAAUCCUGCUUAUGCACUAUCUUGUUUUUACAGCACCAUCUCUUUCAGAACAUUUUAUCAUCUGUUGGCAAAACACCUGCGUGAGUAGGUCCUUAUGUCACUCUUAUCCUUGUUAUCUAAAAUAAAUAAA
This is a messenger RNA of Chelmon rostratus (copperband butterflyfish), 2037 nucleotides long. It is a transcript of the gene bco1, whose product is annotated as beta-carotene oxygenase 1. Bases 1 to 1569 code for a protein of 522 amino acids. NCBI's taxonomy places the organism in Eukaryota, Metazoa, Chordata, Actinopteri, Chaetodontiformes, Chaetodontidae. Gene Ontology annotation, biological process: carotene catabolic process; retinal metabolic process. Gene Ontology annotation, molecular function: carotenoid dioxygenase activity; beta-carotene 15,15'-dioxygenase activity. The transcript is spliced from 11 exons. The record is from RefSeq and is a predicted model, not a curated record.